Molecule: messenger RNA, 2633 nt
Organism: Poecilia latipinna (sailfin molly)
Lineage: Eukaryota; Metazoa; Chordata; Actinopteri; Cyprinodontiformes; Poeciliidae
Product: C-type lectin domain family 18 member C-like
Cellular component (GO): extracellular region
Source: RefSeq, a predicted model, not a curated record
AUGGGAUCAACCAUUAAUAACUCCUUUGGUUGCUGGAUUGACCUGAGAAAUCGUCUCAGCAGACGAGGAGGAGGAGAGGAGCAGGGAGGCAGGAUAACUGAGAGCCAGACAAGUGCUGCCACAGCCAAGGAUUUGGUGGGAGUUCAUCAUGGGCUCCGAAGUAACUCCCAGAAGCUUGCAUCUGCUCCUCAAUUUGUUUCUGCUGGCAACGUUGAGCUGGACCAGGCGGGCUCUGGGCGGAGACACCAGAUGUGCGGCUUUCUGACACCGAUGAAAUUGGGACUCGGGGUGAAGGGGUUUUCUCAGGUUGUUGCCCAGCACAAUAGGCUGAGGAGCCGGGUCAUGCCCUCUGCGGCUAACAUGCAAAAGAUGGAAUGGGAUGAGCAGCUUGCUGUGCUUGCUAAGGAACAGGCUGCGUUGUGCAACCAAGACGCUUCCCUUCUCCACACGCCGAGCUUCGGUCACAUUGGCUGGAACAUGCAUCUCUCCGCUGACGGUGCCGCCUCGUUUUCCAUCAUCGUUGAUGCCUGGUUUGAGGAGGGAAAAUAUUUUUUGUACUAGUGGGCGGAUGCAACCUGUCGGCACUACACACAGCUGGUUUGGGCUACCUCAAGUCAUGUGGGCUGUGCCAUCCAGCAGUGUCUCACCUCUUCCAUGUCCGGCUGUUUCCGACUGUGGGACCACGUAGGCGGACUGUGUGAAAUUCCAAAGAACCCCUGCAGAAUGAGCUGCGGGCAACAUGGCCGCCUCAAUCUUACAUCCUGCAAAUGCAAGUGUGGCCUGGGAUUCACCGGACGCUUCUGUCAGGUAAGAUGCAGCAUGCAGUGUUUUCACGGUCGUUUCGAAGAAGAAGAAUGCUCCUGUGUGUGUGAUGUUGGCUACGGUGGUGCUGAGUGCACAGAAAAGGUGCAGUUCCCCUUUCACAGCUGUUAUCUUACGAUAGAUGGAACUUGCUUCAUGGUGUCUUCGGAGGCUGACAGCUACUAUGGGGCCAAAACUCGCUGCCAGGCCAGAGGACUUAUUGGAACUUUAGCUGAGAUUCACAGCCAGAAAGUCCAGGACAUCCUAGUGUUUUAUCUAAGUGAGCUGGAGGCGAGCAAUGAAGUCACCAACACCGACUUUGAAACGAGAAACUUCUGGAUAAGUUUGACAUAUAAGCCUCCAAGAGACUCAUUUCGCUGGGACACAGGAGAGCUCCUUCGAUUCAGCAGCUUUGCCUUUGGGCAACCUGACAACCAAGGUUUCGGAAACUGUGUUGAACUGCAGGCACUGAGCACUUUCAACUGGAAUGAUCAGCGCUGCAAAACCAGGAACCGAUACAUUUGCCAGCAUGGUAAGGCCCCUCCAGGCAGACACUCAAAAGAAGUGUGGAAGGAGGUAAAGGUUCUCCAAAUGCCCACCAGUGAUACACAGUCAGGCCCUCUUGUCUUAAAAUACACCUGCUGACCACAGGAUCUGUAUUUGUUUGCUACGCCAUCAGUGUGAAGCUUUUUCUGCUGAAAUUACAGCUCUUUUUGUGAAUUGACAAAAGAAAAUGUUGAGGAAUAUCAGUAAAGUAGUACUGAGUUUUAGCUCUGAAUGCAAAAAGGGACAGUGAGUUUAUAAACUAAGUCAUUUCUACUUAAACCGCAGGCACAUAUUCAUGGUGGUCUUCAACGGAACAAUGAAUUGUCCUCUCAUAUUUCUCCCCCAAACUCAGCAUUGUUCUGCAUUUGUGGCAUCAGCUGCACUGAGGCCAAAACCCAGCAGGCUGAAACUGAGCCGUUUGCCUAAAGGGCAACAUUUGGUGCUAGGAAAUUACAACAUCUUUUAUGUAACUGAUAUUGACUGGACAUUUUAUACCCUUCUUAAAAAUUAUGAAAAGAUUACUUUGAUAUUCAAGUUUAUAGUCAGAUCUACAACUCCCAAGCUACAAAUCAUAAAUGACUAUUACUAGCCGGAAAACCUCAGCGGAAGCUUAAAAACAUGUUUUACUUUAGCUGGUUGGCUCUUUUUCUUUCAGGCGUAACACAGACUGGCCUUUUAAAUUUCAGCUGUCAUUCGCUUGGCCUGCUGUGCUCCUCCGUGUCCAUGCAGUACCUUGUGUCUCUGGUAAUCACUGAGGGUUAGGAGUAAAAUGUUAAUCUUCUGUGUCCAAAAAAAAAAAAAAGAAAAAACAACAAAAUCCUCAGUGUGAUAGUGACUACACAUUUAAACCUGCUUUUCAGUUCAAAUCAAUCGCACUCAGUGCUUACCAUCAAGAACCCCCCCAAGCGAUCAAUACAUGUCGUUUUCACAAAGACUCCCACUGUUUGGACACACAUACCACUUACAUUGAUCGAGAAGAAUGAGAUGGUGGCAGAUGUUUAGUGUUGUCCAUUUACGGCUGUCUUUGCUAAGUUCUGGUGUGUCAUCUGGUAUCGAUCCGUUAAAGCUGAAUCUGCUCUGAAUGCAGUCAGUGUUGCUAAGACACCAGCUUUUUACAAACGGCUUUUUGGGGACCCAACUAUGUCUCACUUCUUUGUGGUACAAAAUUAGCACAUCGUGGUCAAAACGUUGCUUGAGGGUUGCGUUUUGUCAAGAGGGCUUACUCUUUUAGUUGAACUUUUUUAUUAAUUAUGCUAACCGCAAGAGUUUAUUCUUCCCCAGUCAAA